UUUCUCGGUGCCUGCACUUAUGCCUGGUGCAGCUCCGUGCCAGCCUUGCUGCCGAGCUGCCCGCGCUGCCCCGGAGGAGCCGCAGCUCAGCCGCACGCCGGGCCCCGGGGCCGGGGCCCCGCACCGAGCCAGGGCAGAGCAUGGCCCCAGCCCUCCCCCUGCUGCUGCUCUGGCUGUUUGUCCCCACGGUGCUCCCGGAGGUGUUUGGCCCUGGAGAUGGCACAGAGGACCCCAAGGCUCUGCAGGUGUCCAUGCCACGGCACCCAGCCCUGGAGGCCGUGCUGGCAGGCGAUGUCACCAUCCCCUGCCUCAUCACCUACCUUGGCCCCCAGCCCACCGCCAGCACCGGCGGCCGCCGCGCCGUCCUGGGCACACCCCGGGUCAAGUGGACCUUCAUCUCUGAGGGCAGGGAAGUGGAGAUCCUGGUAGCUCGUGGGGACAGGGUGAAGGUGAGUGAGGACUAUCGGCUGCGCGCCUCCCUGCCCAUCUUCCACCAGCGCUACACCAACGCCUCGCUGCUGCUCACCGAGCUGCGCCCCAACGACUCGGGCAUCUACCGCUGCGACGUGCAGCACGGCAUCGAGGACGGCCACGACAUCCUCCACGUCAAAGUCAAAGGGGUGGUGUUCCACUACCGGGAGGGCUCCAUGCGCUACGCCUACACCUUCCCCGAGGCGCAGGAGGCUUGUGCCAGGAUCGGUGCCAGCAUCGCCACCCCCGAGCAGCUCUACGCCGCCUACCUGGGGGGCUACGAGCAGUGUGACGCCGGUUGGAUCGCCGACCAGACCGUCAGGUACCCCAUCCAGACCCCUCGUGAGGCCUGUUAUGGAGACAUGAACGGCUUCCCUGGGGUGAGGAACUACGGCGUGGUGGACCCCGAGGACAUGUACGACGUGUACUGCUACGCUGAGGACCUGCCAGGUGAGAUCUUUUUGGAGACAUCCCCGGACAGGUUCACCCUGGAGGAGGCUGCGCAGCGCUGCCGGGCGCUGGGCGCGGAGCUGGCGAGCCCGGGCCAGCUGUACGCGGCCUGGAACGCGGGGCUGGACGCCUGCAGCCCCGGCUGGCUGGCCGACGGCAGCGUCCGCUACCCCAUCGUCACCCCCCGGGAGCGCUGCGGAGGGGCUCUGCCCGGCGUCAAAACCAUCUUCCUAUUCCGCAACCAGACGGGAUUCCCCGAUGCCCAGAGCAGAUACGAUGCGUACUGCUUCCGAGAAGGGACAAACUCUUUCCCUGAGGCUGCAGGAAAAUACCAAGGCCAAGAGCCCGAGGAGAAUCUCCUCCAGGAGAUUGUCACAGUGGCAGAAAAGCUGGAGGAGCUGCAGCUGCCCCGAGCGCCCGUGGAGCUCGAGUCGCGAGGGGCCAUUUACGCCGUCCCCCUCUUUGAGGACCCUGACCUGAGCAAGCCAAGCCAGACCCCUGAAGACACCCUGGGGCCACUAGCUACCUCUGUGUCCUCAGAGGAGCCGCAGGGAGCAGCACCGGGCAGAGCGGGCAGCGCAUCCCCGGAGAGCCCGGCCGGAGGGCGACACCGCGGCCAGCCCACGGAGCCGGAGGGACCCACCGCUGCGCCAGCAGAGAGCCGAGCAGCCGCUGGCAGCCCCCGCCGCGGGCACAAAUCCGGCGGGGCCAGCACCCCCUUUUCUGGGGCUGAGGACGCCGAGCUCUCCGGAGAUGUCGGGGAGAGCCCCGGGGUGUCCCCGCUGCCCCCCGCGCCCCCGCAGGAGGACGGAGAGGAGCCCUCGGGGGCCGUGUGGCUGCCCUCGCCCGCAGCGACUCCGUGGCUGCCCCGCAGCAGCACCGCACCGGCCCCGGGCACACACCGAGCGAUGCCUGCUGCACCUUCCGAGGAGGAGGAGGAGGAGGAGGAGGAGGAAGAGCAUCCCUCCGUUGGCACCGUGGAGGGUUUCCUUGCGGCCGUUCCGGGAGAAGCAGGUGGCUGUGUCCCCAACCCCUGCCUGAACGGAGGCACCUGCGUGGAGGACGGCGCCCAGCUCACCUGCCUGUGCCUGCCUGGCUACGGGGGCAGCGGCUGUGAGAGACCCCUGAGGAGCUGCAGCCCAGGCUGGGACAGCUUCCAGGGCUCCUGCUACCGUCACUUCUCCACGCGGAGGAGCUGGGAGGAUGCAGAGAGCCAGUGCAGGCACCACGGGGGGCACCUGGCCACCAUCCUGACCCCCGAGGAGCAGGACUUCAUCAACGACCAGUACAGGGAGUACCAGUGGAUCGGCCUCAACGACCGCACCAUCGAGGGCGAUUUCCAGUGGUCUGACGGGAGCCCCUUGCUCUACGAGAACUGGCACCCCGGGCAGCCCGACAGCUAUUUCCUCUCCGGGGAGAACUGCGUGGUCAUCGUGUGGCACGAUGGUGGGCAGUGGAGCGAUGUGCCCUGCAAUUACCACCUGUCCUACACCUGCAAGAUGGGGCUGGUGCAGUGCGGGCCCCCCCCCGCGCUCAUCCACGCCCGAGCCCUGGGCAGAGCCAAGCAGCGCUACGAGAUCGGCUCCACCGCCCGCUACCGCUGCCGGCCGGGGCUCGCUCCCCGCCGCUCGCCCAUCAUCCGCUGCCGGGAGGAUGGCACCUGGGAGCCCCCCCAGCUGGCGUGCCGGCCCGGUGUGGCUGAGCCCCCCAACAAGUGAGGGAGUGCCUGGGCUGGCAGCCAGCACCUCCCCAGUGCCCGGACUGGUGUGGAUGGGGACGGCACUGGGACCUCGGAGUGUGGAGUGAAACCUCGCUUUGGGUGUCUGCCCCCUUCGUUUGUUUUAUACCUGUACAAAGAAAUGCUAAAAAAAUUAAAAGAGCCCCUUGAAAGGAGCUGACGGUGCCCCAAAAUGCAGCAGAGCAGGAGCUGUGUCCCCAGAGCCACAGCAGAGCUGAAAUCCAGGGGACACCACGGGCCAGCAUCACCCUCCCAUCCUGCUGGGGUUGGCAUGGGGACAUCCGAGCUCUGCUGCAGCUCAGCACCCACCCAGAGGGGUCUGGGGGGGAUUCUGCACCUCCCUGGGAAGCAGAAGCUGCUGCAGCAGGCUUGGAGUGGGGACCUGCUGCCCAAACCCCCUCCCCGUGCUGCU
Camarhynchus parvulus is the source of this 3071-nucleotide messenger RNA. RefSeq names its product brevican (gene BCAN). Lineage: Eukaryota; Metazoa; Chordata; Aves; Passeriformes; Thraupidae. Gene Ontology annotation, molecular function: hyaluronic acid binding. Gene Ontology annotation, biological process: cell adhesion. The transcript is spliced from 15 exons. Bases 141 to 2639 code for a protein of 832 amino acids. The record is from RefSeq and is a predicted model, not a curated record.